Messenger RNA from Trichomonas vaginalis G3, 588 nucleotides. RefSeq lists its product as uncharacterized. The record is from RefSeq and is a predicted model, not a curated record. The annotation marks the transcript as partial. The transcript has a single exon. NCBI's taxonomy places the organism in Eukaryota, Parabasalia, Trichomonadida, Trichomonadidae.
AUGAAUUCAAAAAUUAAAGGUAUAACGGAUGAUAUAACAUCAAUUCCACCAGAAGAACAGAGAUAUUACGCAUUAAAUGCAUUUCCUAAAGUUUUGAAGAUUGGAAGAUUUAAUUUAAAUGAGGAAUUCAUAAAAGGUUUCCUAAAUGACAUAAUGAAGAAGGCAGAUAAAACAUAUGUUAACGAUGAGUUAGCAUAUGUGGCUAGUGCGUUAGUGAAGAAGGCAGAUAAGGAAUAUGUGGAUGAAAAAGAUAAUGAAAUUAUAGAAAGGGUUGAAUGGUAUCAUGAACGGACAUCAAAGAUUUUAAAAACUAAAGCUGAUACAGGAUGGGUUUCAGGAUGUUUAGACCUUAAAGCAGAUAAAACUUAUGUUAACGAUGAGUUAAAUAAGAAGGCAGAUAAGGAAUACGUUGAUACUGAGUUAGCAAAGAAAGCUGAUAUAUCAUUUGUUAAUGAAGAAAUAAAACAAUCGGAGGUCUAUUUUACCCCACCAUUUUUAAAUUUUAUGAAAUCAUCAGAUAAAACAUUUGAAGAUAUUGAAUGGUUAUGUUUCGAUGGAGUGACCAUGUAUUUAUUUUAUACAGGCGGA